ACGGGCUCUCCGCCGCCGCCGGCUUGUCGUUUCCGUUAAUCCAAUGGGCCGAGCGGGUCAGGAUGCGACGCUUGGGGUGUUUCCCCUUGGUACCUCCGCGUGCGCUGGCAGUGGAGGAAAGAAAAAACAACAACAGCAAAAAAAAGGCUUUAAAAAUCCUUGUAAAAGCAGCUACAGGGGAAGGCUCGUGCCCGCGUGCGCGGGCGUGCAGGGGAGGCGCGUGCCUGGGUGCGCAGGGAAGGGCUAUUUGGAGAGCGGGGUGUUGUGAAACUCCCGCAGCGGAGGCGGCCGUGUCCUGGCCGGUUUCCCGUGAAACUCAGGGUGGCCCCGACGUGGGAGCAGGAUCCUUGGCAGGAGCCCAGAUAACCUCCGAGACGAAAGAAGUGCCUGAAAACCAACCCGCGGACAUCCCCUGCUCGGCGUUUCGCUCGCAGUCGAGCAACCCUCGCAUCGAGUGGAAGUUUCAGAAGGGCUCGUCGCUCGUGCUCUUCUACUACGGCGGGCAGCUCACAGAGCCGUACAAAACGCGCGUGAGGUUCUCGCCCACCGUGAUCCACUUCGCGACGGUGACGCGGGCCGACACGGGCAAGUACAUCUGCGAGGUGGUGGGGGACAACAGCCAGAUCGCCAAGUCGGAAGUGAACCUCAUCGUCCAAGUGCCUCCUUCCAAGCCCGUGGCUCACGUGCCCACCUCGGCCACCAUCGGCAGCAAGGCCCUGCUGCGAUGCACCGAGACGGACGCCUCGCCGCCGCCCACCUUCCAGUGGUACAAGAACAGCAUGCUGAUGCCCGCGGACCCCAAGACCAGCCUGACGUUCAAGAACUCCUCCUACAGCCUGGACUCCACCACUGGGGUGCUGACUUUCGAGCCCGUGAGCAGCUUCGACACCGGUGACUACUACUGCGAGGCCUCGAAUAACGUGGGGUCCCCCCAGAGAUCGGAGGCCAUCCACAUGGAAGCCAGCGAAGUCAACGUGGGCGGCAUCGUGGCCGCGGUUGUGGUCCUGCUGAUGGUGCUGGCGCUCGUGGCCUUCGGCGUCUGGUUCGCCUACACGCGGGGCUUCUUCAGCAGUGACACCACCAGCAAGAAGGUCAUUUACAGCCAGCCCUCGCACCGGAGCGAAGGAGAGUUCAAACAGACGUCGUCCUUCCUGGUGUGAAGCGUUGCCGGAGCUGCUGCUCCCUCACCAAGAACUGUUGUAAAUGUUUCUGAAUUACUGUAGCUAUGCCAUGAUUUUAAUUUUUUUUUUUUUUUUAAGUGUCACGUGGUGCCUUUUCAGUGUCACUUCAGCCCCCCUUGAUUUUUCAGGGGAGGUCUCAUGUCUCAUCCUUUUUCCCCCCCCCCCCCCCCCCCUUUGGCUACCCGAUGCCUUAUUCCCUUCCCCUACGUCCCCGUGGGAGCCACGUCCCGGCCGUGACUCGGAGGGGGCCGGUCCUGCCUCUGCCCCGUACCCGGCGCUGGGCUCGUUCCGUGGUCUAAACCACUUGUGUGAUGACUUCUGGUUUCCAUUGCUGGCAAUAAAUAAAACCCAUGUCCCUGUA
This is a messenger RNA of Rhea pennata, 1542 nucleotides long. RefSeq names its product F11 receptor (gene F11R). The coding region runs from base 63 to 1160 and encodes 365 amino acids. Gene Ontology annotation, cellular component: bicellular tight junction. Gene Ontology annotation, biological process: establishment of endothelial intestinal barrier; intestinal absorption; cell adhesion. The record is from RefSeq and is a predicted model, not a curated record. NCBI's taxonomy places the organism in Eukaryota, Metazoa, Chordata, Aves, Rheiformes, Rheidae. The transcript is spliced from 9 exons.